CGAACAACGUUAAGACUUUCCACUUCCGGCGGUUGUUUGUGUGGCGGGGUGCAGAUGAGACGAUGAGCUCUGCGGCUGCUUCAAACACUUAAAUGGCAGCUUUAACACGCGUGGACACACUUUGUGGAUCAACAAGAGUCCUCUAGAGUGUCCCACGGGAUCGUCUUCACCGUCUUGUCACCGUACUAUGUUCAAAAAGAUGACUGAAUUUGGUCCAGAUUCCGGGGGGCGAGUUAAGGGAGUCACCAUCGUGAAGCCGAUCGUGUUUGGGAACGUUGCCCGAUACUUUGGGAAGAAGAGAGAGGAGGAUGGACACACGCAUCAGUGGUCCGUGUACGUGAAGCCGUACAGGAACGAGGAUAUGUCCGCUUAUGUGAAGAAAAUCCAGUUUAAGCUCCAUGAGAGCUACGGAAACCCACUGAGAGUGGUGACUAAGCCUCCGUAUGAGAUUACAGAGACGGGCUGGGGGGAGUUUGAGAUCAUCAUCAAGAUCUUCUUCAUUGACCCCAAUGAGAGAUCUGUGACUCUGUAUCACCUGUUGAAGUUAUUCCAGUCAGACUCCAGUGCCAUGCCUAAGAAGACAGUUGUCUCUGAAUUCUACGAUGAAAUGAUCUUCCAGGAUCCCACAGCCAUGAUGCAACAGCUACUGACAACGUCAAGACAACUCACCCUGGGAGCAUACAAGCAUGAGACAGAGUUCGGUGAGCUGGAGCAGAGGACAAAGGAGAAAAUGGAAGCAGCAAAGAAGAGAACCAGCCAGGAGAUCACAGAGCUGAAAGACAAACUAAAAGCCAGCAGAGAGAACAUCAACCACCUGAAGGCAGAGAUCAGGAAACUGGAGGAGGACGGAGACCACAAGGAGCACUGAGACAUGGACAGACAACACACACACACACACACGGAUAUGAUCUUUCAGCAGGACUCUGGCAUUUUUUGUUCCUGACCAGAUAACCGAUUAAAGUUAUUGUUGUGACAUAUUUUUGUGAUUUACAUUUUGUUUUUUGUUUGUCAAUAUCGCAUAGCUCAGAGAAAAACUGUGGAGAAAAAAAAUGUAAAUCCGAACUUUGAGAGUGUUACUAGCUGAAGAAAAUGUUGUAUUCAUGCCUUUCUGAUGAGAUAUUCACACAGUUUGGUGUGAAUAUCUCCUGCUGUGUUUUUUUUUUUUACUGAUCUUAUGCUUUUCUAUAUAAAGUAAACAUGCUCACUGUA
Messenger RNA from Larimichthys crocea (large yellow croaker), 1209 nucleotides. It is a transcript of the gene yeats4, whose product is annotated as YEATS domain containing 4. The record is from RefSeq and is a predicted model, not a curated record. Gene Ontology annotation, biological process: regulation of DNA-templated transcription. Bases 188 to 868 code for a protein of 226 amino acids. NCBI's taxonomy places the organism in Eukaryota, Metazoa, Chordata, Actinopteri, Sciaenidae. The transcript has 7 exons.